This is a messenger RNA of Aspergillus wentii DTO 134E9, 1088 nucleotides long. Its product is annotated as class I SAM-dependent methyltransferase. The coding region runs from base 41 to 901 and encodes 286 amino acids. The record is from RefSeq and is a predicted model, not a curated record. The transcript has 4 exons. NCBI's taxonomy places the organism in Eukaryota, Fungi, Ascomycota, Eurotiomycetes, Eurotiales, Aspergillaceae.
CUCUGGCUCCAGUGAUACUGCAGAUUAUCUGCGAUUGAAGAUGACACCGCAGUCCGAGGAGAUUUAUAUUCUGAGGCGGGAUGGAACGGAGUCCAAAAGACUGGACAAGCAACAUGAAUUCAUACAACAGUACACCAAACCGCUGUUCGAAGAAUUAAUUCCGCCAGGAGAAAUAUUCGCUAUUGCCGACAUUGGCACAGGAACAGGGAUCUGGCUUCACGAUGUGGCCAAAAUGCUAAGACAACAAUAUCCCACUGCCCAGCCCCGACGAUACCAUGGAUUCGAUAUCUCAGCCGAUCAGUUUCCCAUCACAGCUGACGAUGAGUUCAAGUUCACCGUCCAUAAUGUGCUGACUCCAUUCCCGGCCGAGGAGCAUGGCCGCUACGAUCUUGUCCAUGUCCGUUUUCUACUCUUGGCUCUUGCCAAAGAUCAAUACCAAACAGCUCUGUCCAACCUGACUUCCCUUCUAAAACCCGGUGGCUACCUGCAAUGGGAGGAAUUCGACAACCGAGGGUGGACCGCCACCCCCCAUACUGGUCCCCCAGUCCUCUUCGAAAUCUGCCGAAUCAUGAUUGCCGGCAUUGCACCAACUGGAAUCAGUCUUUCAGCGACAGAAACGGUGCUGGAGGAAGUCACCAAGGCCAAGUUCGAUGAUACGACGAUCACAUAUCACAGCCCUAUCGGCGAACCUCAGCUUCAAGGUAUGGCCCUGGACUGGCUUCGUGCGGCUGCGUCGGUGAUGGUGUCGCGGUCUCUGUUGAGAACCGGAGAAGAGAGCAGCGAUGCAGAUGCUGUGAGGAGAGCUGAAACUUUACUGGAUGGUUGUGAAGUCGAAUGUCCAGAAUGGGCGCUUGAGGUAUGUAGAGUGGGUCGGAUUUCUGGCAGGAAAGCGCUUCUUUGAUUUAGCUUACUGUAUAUAUUAGCCAUUAUUCUUGUACGACUAUAGACAGCUCAAUUCAAGUUAUAGAACAUCUCAUCCCUCCAUCUUGAACUAUUCAUCCAGUUUCCUGGACGCAUUAGACUGGCGAUAUACAAAGUCCCCCUUCAGAUAUUUCUGCAUAAGGUAUCCCACUGCACCCGCUCCAUCC